Molecule: messenger RNA, 1289 nt
Organism: Cynara cardunculus var. scolymus (artichoke)
Lineage: Eukaryota; Viridiplantae; Streptophyta; Magnoliopsida; Asterales; Asteraceae
Product: NAC domain-containing protein 21/22-like
Exons: 3
Coding region: 179-1210 (343 amino acids)
Biological process (GO): regulation of DNA-templated transcription
Molecular function (GO): DNA binding
Source: RefSeq, a predicted model, not a curated record
UGACCAAAGAAAGGAUUCCUUUCUGUUUUUAUAUAAGCAGAUAGCUACCCAGAUUCUGAUAUGCUGUUUUCUAUAUAAAGCAUAAGAAAAGCUCAUUCAUUUCCAUUUCCAUUUCCAUUUUCAUUUCCAUCGUCUGUAUUAUAUAUAUAGCAACUAGCAAUUAGCAGGUACGUAGGUGAUGAGCAACAAGCUGAUGAUCAGUAUGGUGGAGGCUACGCUUCCCCCAGGUUUCAGGUUCCACCCUAGAGAUGAAGAGCUUAUAUCUGAUUACCUUUCCAAUAAGGUGUCUGAUUCUGAUUCUGAUUCCAAUCAUCAUCGUCGUCAUGCUCUUCUUCCUCUCCUCCUUCAAGUUGAUCUCAAUCACUGUGAACCAUGGGACCUUCCUGAAAUGGCAUGCGUGGGAGGCAAGGAAUGGUACUUCUAUAGCCAACGAGACCGAAAAUAUGCAACUGGACUACGAACAAACAGGGCGACUGUGUCGGGGUAUUGGAAGGCAACCGGAAAAGAUCGGUGCAUCCUUGGCAAGCGCACCCAACAGGUUGUUGGCAUGAGAAAGACUCUGGUUUUCUACCUGGGAAGGGCACCCAAAGGAAAGAAAACCGAUUGGGUCAUGCAUGAAUUCAGGCUCCAACAAGAUCAUCAUCAUUCUUCUAAUUCUCUUAAGGAAGACUGGGUGUUAUGUAGAGUGUUUUGCAAGAAUAGAGAAUUAGUUGGUGGAAAACAAAUCAAUAAGUGCCACAGCAACGUUGAUCAUGAAGAUAGUACACUAAGCUGCUCUUCAUCUCUCCCACCAUUAAUGGAACCUCCUAAUUACAGCUUCUCUUUUGACCAAAGUCAACCAGCCAUGCCCAUCCCCACAAGUAAUAUUAUUGAUAUCUUUAACCAGCAAGUGCCCUGCUUCUCCAUCAAUACCCCCCCAGAUAUCGAUAUCAUAUUCUCCAACACCAUACCACCACCAGCUGCUGCUGAUGCACCACCUGCAAACUCCAUCCCUGUUCCUAAUCCUUCGUCCUCAUCAAUAUCCCAAUCACUUGAUCACUAUUCAUGUUGUGAUCAGGAUUCAAAGAAGGAAGUGUUUAAAGCCAUUUUGAGUCGAUUUCAUGAGAUGGAUCAUGAAUCUAGUACCACUAGUUUAAGCUUUGGCGAAGGGAUUUCCGAUCAAAGCUUCUUGUCGGAUGCAGCUUUGCCUGUUACCAUGUGGUACCCUUGAUUGAUUAUAUACUGUAUCAUCAUAUCCUUGUUAUUGUGUACAUAUCUAGCCAUGUAUAUAUCAUUUGAUCUCUAUCAGA